Neurospora tetraspora is the source of this 780-nucleotide messenger RNA. RefSeq lists its product as uncharacterized. The transcript has 3 exons. Bases 1 to 780 code for a protein of 259 amino acids. The record is from RefSeq and is a predicted model, not a curated record. NCBI's taxonomy places the organism in Eukaryota, Fungi, Ascomycota, Sordariomycetes, Sordariales, Sordariaceae.
AUGUCGCCCGCCACGGACAGAACGGUUGUAAAAUACAGCGAGAAUGACACCAUCGUAGAAGUCCUCAAAGGCGCAGUCACCGCCCGUCUGCUCUCCCACGACCCCUCGCGCUCCUUCGCCAUCGAAGCCACCUUCAACCUGCACAAGGGCGCCGAAUUCUUCUUCUCCGAAAAGAACAAGCCUCCGAUGCACUUCCACGUGGCGCAAGAGGAAUACGUUGAGUGCCUGCAGGGCAAGCUGGUCGUUGAGACGAAGACGAAGACGAAUGGCCCUGGCCCUGGCCCCCUCCGACAGAAAAAGCACGAGUACCAUUUCUUGACGCCCGAGGAUGGUCGGUUCUGCAUCCGACCGUAUGUGAACCAUCGCUUGUAUCCGGCUCCGCUGGAGGAGCAGCAGCAGCACAUAGUCAAGUUUCUGCUGAGUGGAGCCAAGACCGAUAGCGUGUUUGGUGAGCUCAACGACGUGUUUUUUGAGAAUUGGUACGGGUAUCAGGAUGAGGUGGUGGUGCGUGGAGCGGGCCACAUUGAUUUGUUCCAGUUGUUUUGCACAUUCGAUGCUGGUGGAACGUAUGUGUCCUUCCCCGGGUGGGUGCCGUUCGGCCAGAGCAUCUCAAUCGCCUUGGGCGUGGUUUUGGGCAGAUGGAUUGGAAGUGGGUUGCUUGGAUACCAGCCCUUUUACAGGAAGUGGACGACCGAUUGGGAGCUGGCUUGUCAAAAGAUGGAAAACUCUAUUUUCCAGAGGCGGUUUGCGGAUCGAUCCAAGACUACCUUAGGUAAUUAG